Messenger RNA from Diatraea saccharalis (sugarcane borer), 2181 nucleotides. NCBI's taxonomy places the organism in Eukaryota, Metazoa, Arthropoda, Insecta, Lepidoptera, Crambidae. The record is from the annotation of a GenBank genome assembly.
AUGUCAUUUUACCAUAGAGUAUGAUUUUACUAAAUGUCAACGAGAAAUAGUGACCUACCACCGGAUGCGAGCAAUUCGGCUAAUGCGUGCGCAAUAAUGGUGGUGUAUAGACUUGGAUAGUGAAAUAAAUUUCUAGACUUGAAUAUUUGAAUAGAAUUUAUAAUAGUGGCUGAUUGUGGUACUGUGACAGAUUCUCUUUCAAACAAUAAUGUGUCUCUUGUAAUCAUAUUAUAUUGUAUUCUUUGUAAACUGUUGACCCUGUCGUCGACAACUUGUGUUCUGCUACUCUACCUACUGUACUUCUUGCUGUAUGAAAUAUUAAUGUGCUCAAUGGUGAAUUUGUAGUGGUGUAUGCUAAGUAUACUUGAGAAGACACCUGUUAAAAACGUUGGAUUCCUAGUGAAUGUGCUCGCCACGUGAGAGUCACUGCGGGUCGUCCGCAUAGCCGCCUGCCUUACUAUAGUUGGUGCGACUGCGCAGCAGCAUACUGUGCCGGUAACGCGCACCCUGGAGCCCUACAAGGGCCCGCUGGUGCGGAGGGCGCGGCGGCAGCAUGGACGACACAGGCAGCAACAAGCAGAGGCAAGCGACACGGGUCUUCAAGAAGAGCUCUCCCAAUGGAAAGAUAACAGUAUAUUUAGGGAAAAGGGACUUCGUGGACCAUAUAACACAUGUAGACCCGAUUGACGGUGUGGUGUUGAUUGAUCCUGAGUAUGUCAAGGAGCGCAAGGUGUUCGGACACGUACUUGCCGCGUUCAGAUACGGCCGCGAGGACCUCGACGUGCUAGGACUAACGUUCAGAAAGGACCUGUAUCUAGCAGCGGAACAGAUAUACCCAUCGACGAACAGCGCGAAGCGGCCCCUCACCCGGCUACAGGAGCGUCUGGUCCGCAAACUGGGACCGGCCGCCCAUCCGUUCUACUUCGAGCUGCCGCCACACUGUCCCGCGUCCGUCACGUUGCAACCCGCGCCCGGCGACACCGGCAAACCGUGCGGAGUCGACUACGAGCUCAAAGCGUUCGUAGCAGACUCGCAAGAUGACAAACCGCACAAGAGAAAUUCAGUGCGACUGGCAAUUAGGAAGAUUAUGUACGCACCGAGUAAACAAGGCGAGCAACCGUCUGUCGAGGUAUCCAAAGAGUUCAUGAUGAGCCCCAACAAACUGUACCUAGAAGCGUCGCUAGACAAGGAGUUAUAUCACCAUGGGGAGAACAUAGCGGUGAAUGUGCAUAUAGCGAACAACUCGAAUCGGUCUGUGAAACGCAUCAAGGUGUCUGUGAGGCAGUUCGCAGAUAUCUGUCUCUUUUCCACCGCACAGUACAAGUGUACCGUCGCCGAAGCAGAGAGCGAAGAGGGUUGCCCGGUGGGGCCGGGCUUCACGCUGAGCAAGGUGUUCACGCUGACGCCGCUGCUCGCCAACAACAAGGACAAGUGGGGGCUCGCGCUCGACGGCCAGCUCAAGCACGAGGACACCAACCUCGCCUCCAGCACGCUGAUCGCAGACCCUUCGCAACGUGAGAACCUAGGUAUCAUAGUCCAAUACAAAGUCAAAGUGAAACUCUGUCUAGGACCACUAGGCGGUGACCUGAGCGCGGAGUUGCCCUUCAUCCUGAUGCACCCGAAGCCUGAGGAGGAGCCGCGCGCGCCCCCCGCGCCCGCGCCCCCCACCGACCACGACCUCAUACAGCUCGACCCGCACCCGGACGAGAACGGACAAGAACAAGAUGACGACAUCAUAUUCGAAGACUUCGCGCGGUUGCGGCUAAAGGGCGCUGAGUCAGACGCUUGAACACUACUCCCACCCAACACAAACUAUACGAUAAUAUAAUAAUAAAUAACACACAAGACUUCGCUUCGAGCGCUAACGCAUAUCGCGGACUGUUGUAGAAUAAACAAACCGAGCAACCGAUACCAAUAGUCUUUUUGUUCUCUACAAAAGUGAUAAUCAAGUAUACAUUUCUUCGGACAAGAGAUAUUCCUCGUAAUGUCAUAUAAAUAAUUGUCAUGGUAAGUGAACAGUGAGACUUUAAAUUUCACUUCAGCUGAGGCACAUCGACGUUUGUAACUAUUGAUGGAAUGCAAACUAGUGCUAAUACUAUCAUGAUGACGAUGAUGAUAAUUAAAAAGAUGAUGAAUAUUUCGUUGGAUUUCUAUAAAAAUAUGACUCAUGUUAAUACAACU